Messenger RNA from Lucilia cuprina (Australian sheep blowfly), 665 nucleotides. RefSeq lists its product as uncharacterized. NCBI's taxonomy places the organism in Eukaryota, Metazoa, Arthropoda, Insecta, Diptera, Calliphoridae. The transcript has a single exon. The record is from RefSeq and is a predicted model, not a curated record. The coding region runs from base 68 to 427 and encodes 119 amino acids.
UUUAUUUGAAAAAAAUAUUACAAUCAUUCAAUAGACUUCCGGAAAAUAGCACACACAAAAAUCACAAAUGGCUUGUUGUACAAGAAAAUUUCCCGAACGAAAAUUUUGUCCAAAUUAUAAAUGUAAACCGUUAACUGAAAAAUUCUAUGCUCGUCACGAUAACUUCUACAUUGCUGGCGAUAACCUAAAACAAUAUGAAUAUUUUGCUAAUGAAAUCGAUAAACGUUUAAAAUACGAUGCACGUGAUCGCUAUUUAGCACCAAUAACGGAAAAUCAAACAUAUGGCUGGUUAGAACGUUUGGCCGAUAAAUAUACCGGUUUGGAUUAUGAAAUUUUAAUGCAUAAAAUUCCACACGAUGAAAUGAUGCAUAUUAUGAAACAAGUUUCCUUUGAUAUUAAUCGUGCAAAUCAAAUAAAGCGAAUGUGAUUUGAUGAAAAAUCAAACAUGUGAUUUGAUAAAUUAUACAAACGUAGUGUAGCGCACAGUAUAAUAAUUUAGCUGACAUUUUGUCAUUUAAUAUCAGCGAAAAAAAUUUUAUCUAGCGCUAACUGUAAAUAGAAAAACUUUAUAAUUACUGUAAUUAAAUUAGCGUUACAAUAAUGUGUAGAAACAAUUAUUUACUGUUUUGUAUUUAAUUAAAUAAAAACUUUAAUUGCUUAUUCAC